Molecule: messenger RNA, 1218 nt
Organism: Arabidopsis lyrata subsp. lyrata
Lineage: Eukaryota; Viridiplantae; Streptophyta; Magnoliopsida; Brassicales; Brassicaceae
Product: protein EXORDIUM-like 6
Exons: 2
Source: RefSeq, a predicted model, not a curated record
ACUUACCUCAAAAAAAGCCUAAAAAUCCCCAUCAAAGGCCAAAAGAACAGAAAAAAGUUUCUUCACGCGGUGGCAAUGGCGUCUUCUUCCUCCUCCUCCUUAUCCGUCACCAUUUUCCUCCUCUUGGCGCCUCUCUGCCUUUCACGUGAGUCACCUUCGCAAAUCCCAAACGGAACCCUAGAUCUCUCUUUACUAUGGUACGGCCAAUUCACGCCUAUUCAAAAGGAGAGGGUUCAAGAUUUCAUAGAAUCGCUUAACUUCGACGCCAAGGAAGGUCUUGACCCAAAGGUAUCGGCCUGGUGGAAAGUGGUGGAGAGUUACCAAGAGAGGUUCGAGGUGAAGGAUAUUUACCGACAGAAGAAGAGUAACAGAACCGUAGCUCCGAGGAUUAAGGUCAAGGUUGUCCGGAGUUAUGUGGAUGAGAAGAUGAAGUAUGGAAAGGAAUUGACAAUCGGAAAUGCUGAGAAACUUGUUGAGACGGCCAUCGGAAAUAUGUCGAAAGUGGUGCCCGUUGUAUUACUUUCGGCGCAAGUUAGGGCUAUUGGCGUAGGGUUUUGUAACGGAACUUGCCAACAUAACGCCCUUGCCAAAAUUAAAGGUCAAAAUGAACCGCGACCGUACAUAAUGGUAAGCAACCCGGAGGAUGAAUGUCCCGGAGAGUGCGCUUGGCCUUUCCACACGGCCGACAAGGGUCCACGUGGCAUGACCUAUCAACCGCCAAGUGGCGAAGUUGGAGCCGACGCAUUGGUUAUUCAGCUAGCCACCGGUUUAGCCGAUCUCGCCACCAAUCCAACUCUAACCGAGUUCUUAUUCAAAUCUGAGACGACACCGUACAACGAUGACGGAAAGAGAAACCAUGUUUCUUCCAUCUAUAUCGCGGACCCUGCAACCAAAUGCACUCGGGUUUUUGGAUCCGGAGCUUUCCCAGGUUUCACCGGUAGAAUUCGGGUUGACCCGGUAACCGGUGGAGCCUUUAAUUCACACGGAAUCAACCACUUGAAAUUCUUGAUUCCUUCUAUUUGGGACCCUAAGACCAAAUCUUGCUGGACUCCUAUGUAAACCGUUACUAUUACAUAUUGUUACACAGUUUUUACCCUUUAUGAACUUUUAAGGUUAUCUUGUUAUUGGAAGUAUUCAAUACACAACUAGACUUGGAACGAUCCUCGUGUAAAUUAAAUCCUGUGAGAAAAUAAGAAAAUCCAUGGUUUAGCAGAUAAA